AUGCUUAUUUACAAGGAUAUUUUCUCCAACGACGAAUUGUUGUCCGAUGCCUAUGACUUGAAAGAGGUCGAUGGUGUUAUCUACGAAGCUGACUGUACUAUGGUCAAGGUCGGUGGUGACAACAUCGACAUUGGUGCCAACCCAUCUGCUGAGGGUGGUGACGAGGAUGUCGAUGACAACACCGAAGUUGUCAACAACGUUGUCCACUCCUUCCGUUUGCAACCAACCGGCUUCGACAAGAAGUCCUUCCUGACCUACAUCAAGGGCUACAUGAAGGCUGUCAAGGGCAAAUUGCAGGAAUCCAACCCAGAUGCCGUUCCAACUUUCGAGAAGGGCGCCCAAGCUUACGUUAAGAAGGUCAUCGGUUCUUUCAAGGACUGGGAAUUCUACACUGGUGAAUCCAUGGACCCAGAUGCCAUGGUCAUCAUGUUGAACUACCGUGAGGACGGUGUCACUCCAUUCGUUGCUAUCUGGAAGCAUGGUGUUGUUGAGGAAAAGAUCUAG
Messenger RNA from Torulaspora globosa, 504 nucleotides. It is a transcript of the gene TMA19, whose product is annotated as Tma19p. The coding region runs from base 1 to 504 and encodes 167 amino acids. NCBI's taxonomy places the organism in Eukaryota, Fungi, Ascomycota, Saccharomycetes, Saccharomycetales, Saccharomycetaceae. Gene Ontology annotation, cellular component: cytoplasm. Gene Ontology annotation, molecular function: calcium ion binding. The record is from RefSeq and is a predicted model, not a curated record. The transcript has a single exon.